AUGUUUCACACUGAAUUACUAGCUGUGAUCUUCUUAUGUUUAGUAAUAUUUUUCAUAGCUCUUUGGUAUUUAAUAUUUUAUCCCGAUUCAAGACAGAUUAUGAAACGUACAAGACGGGUAAAAUCUAUGAAUAAACAGUCAAAUAAUAAAGACGCAAGAAAAGAAAUUGCCCGACUUUAUAGCUUCGAUAAGAAUGCCUAUCAAGAGACGAAUCUUUAUUCAUGUGGUAUUAGUAGUACUGAACAUUCGAAAUGUGAUUCAUUUGGUAAUGCAAGUUUAAAAACAAUCAAAGAAAUGAUGAGAUCUAAAGAAAGACAACAAAGAUACAGUUUACAACAAAUGUCAUCAUAUCAAUCAAAUGAGAAUGAUCAUAGAUUACCAGUCGCCAGUGAUAAAAAAACUAAACUUAUUUUUGGUUUAGAUAAUCCACCAUUGAAUAUCACUAAACUUCAAAUGGUACAACCAGAUUAUAAUUUAGUUACAAAGAAAGGGAAAUUAAUUCGAGCAUUCUCUGAAAGUUGUACGACUAAAUGUGCAAGUCACACUAGUAGUAUCGAUCACGAGAAUGGUGAGAUAAGUGACAAUAAAACAUCAACAUCAUCCGAUAAAGAAACACAAAAAGGAAUUCAUUUAGCAAAGUUAAGUGGUUCAGAUCUUGCCAAAAACUUACAGCCUUGGCCAAACCGUACAAAAUUCAAAUCAUUAUUUCGAAGUGAAAAAUCAUUAUCAUCAUCAAGUGAAUCUGUAUGGUCGGAGGUUAAACGUCGCUUAAGUAGUACUGAAAAAGUUUUUGACCCUGUUAUGCGUAUUUUGUCUACAGUACCAUUGAAAAAUCAAACAGAUUUAGACAAUACAUGGACAAAUUUCACAAUGAACCCAGAUACAAAUGGACACAUAUGCUUUUCAUUGGCGUAUACAUGCACUGUUGGAAUACUGAAUAUAACAAUUAACCGAUUAAUUGGUGUUAGUAAUCUUAUUAAAAGUUCAAAUAUUUUACCAAGUCAAUCACCAACUAAUUUUGUUGUAAGUUUACGUUUAAGACACAAUAAAAGUUCUACAAUUUACACUGAAGCACACGAUGAAGACGAUGAAGGGAGAAUAAAUUCACGUAAUAAAAGUGAAGGUUUUCAUAAAAAUUAUUUCACACAACCAGUUUUAACUUCAUUAAACCCAAAUUUCGAUCAAUCAUUCCUAUUUUCCGUCACAAUGAACGAAUUAGAUAGUACUGAAUUAGUUUUGACGGUAUUACAGUCAACAACAGUGAAUAGUUCUACUGAUGAAUUUGCCAACUUAAAUAAUAAUAGAAUACCAAGACGUAAUAAUUCCGUCGUCUCAUGUCAUCAUUCAUAUCCCUAUGGAAAUGAUAGAUGUUCACGUAGAAUGAAUAUGAUAUCUGAAGAGAUGAGAUGUAUUGGUGUAACAUUUUACAAAUUAAACCAACAUGAAUUAAUUAAUUGUCCCGAAAAAAUGCAAAAUAUUUGGCAGGAAUUACGCAAAUUACCAGAGUUACAAAGUAGACAGUCGAAAAUAGCAAGUUGUGAUAACAAUGAUUCGAUAAGUGGUCCAGUAAAUUACAAAUUGUAUCCAUUCAUUACGGAAAAUGAGGAUCGUCAAAAAAAUGAGUUCGGGGAUGGAAAAACUUUGGUAUUGCUUAUAUUUCAGUCGAAUAUUAGUUCAGAAGUUUCGCAAAUUGAAGAGUUAAACCAAUCAAUGGUCAAAGUAACUAUUCAAUACAAAAUAGACUCUUCUAUCUUAGAAAUUUAUAUAGAAGAGAUAAAAAAUGUCAAAAUUUUAAAAAAAGAAACUGAAAUGAUAUUUCAAGCAUUAUUGUGCCUUGGUAAUACAACCUUAUCCAUUGUACGAUGCAAACCAAUUCGACUUGUUAAGAAAAAAUCAUAUAAUGAAGAGAAUAGCAUUGAUCAAAGUGACCUAUUCCACAUUUGUAAUCAUAUUUCAAUUCCUAAAGAUGAACAUGUCUCAUUAAAUGUAGAUGUGAAUCGAUUAUUAAACUAUAAUAAUAUUGGAAUAAUAUUACAAAUAUUUACCCGAACAGAUACAUCGAAUCACUUAAGACGUGUGGCAAAUAUAUCAAUUGGUGUGACUAAAUUAAUCGAUAAUUUAGCAUCAAUUCAAUGGAAUGCAUUAAUUAAAGAAUUAAAACAAUUAAAAAGUAAUAAUCAAUUAUUUGGUUCAACAAAAAAAAUCACUUAUUGGCAUUUAAUGGAAUCAUUUUGA
Molecule: messenger RNA, 2235 nt
Organism: Schistosoma curassoni
Lineage: Eukaryota; Metazoa; Platyhelminthes; Trematoda; Strigeidida; Schistosomatidae
Source: the annotation of a GenBank genome assembly